AUGCGCUACGCAUACCUUUCCAUUCCCUUAGCCCUAGCCCUGGGGGCUACGGCCUCCAUGCCCAGCGACUCCUGGGUCUUCGGCAACAGUCUUUUCUACCUCGGUCCCCCAACCGGCGCUUCCAUCACGAAAGCGACCUACUCGCUCGUCCCCCCGGACGUCCCAUCAGGCGUGAAGGUGUCCUCUCCCUCCGACCAGGUCUGGGUCUCCGUCUGGGUGGGAGCCUCUUCCACGAACGGCGACGCAGACGCGAAUUUGUACCAGCCGCUGCUGAACUGGUCUCCAGAUCAGGAGUCGCAGUAUGCUUCCGACACCGAGUGGUGUGUGGCCGCUAGCACCUACACUCCUGACGGUCAGAUCGGACAGGCUUAUGUACCUGUGCCGCCAAAGACCAACCUCGACUUUGAGAUCUCCGUCGAGAACAACAAGGUGUACCAGACCGUCACCAUGAACGGCGAGGUGGUCUCGCAGCAAUCGGACGCCCUCGAUAAUGGCCUUCAAUAUCUCUACUCCUCGAACGAGUGCUACACUGGCUCAGGCAACUGCGGCCUUUUGCAGGGUUACAGCAUAACCAACCUAACGGUCACCCUCAGCGCCGCUGAUGAAUCGUUCGGCAAGACUAUGGCGCUGUACUCGUGCACUGACGCUGGCUUCGCAACGACCGAUAACGGCAAGACUUGGUACACGGACUAUAUUGCCAUUCAGGAGGUUGACUUUGAUUCUUCAUCGGAUACUAGUGUCCAGAAAUGA
Messenger RNA from Aspergillus thermomutatus, 750 nucleotides. RefSeq lists its product as uncharacterized. NCBI's taxonomy places the organism in Eukaryota, Fungi, Ascomycota, Eurotiomycetes, Eurotiales, Aspergillaceae. The transcript has 6 exons. The record is from RefSeq and is a predicted model, not a curated record. The coding region runs from base 1 to 750 and encodes 249 amino acids.